Molecule: messenger RNA, 8060 nt
Organism: Chlamydomonas reinhardtii
Lineage: Eukaryota; Viridiplantae; Chlorophyta; Chlorophyceae; Chlamydomonadales; Chlamydomonadaceae
Exons: 6
Coding region: 129-6134 (2001 amino acids)
Source: RefSeq, a predicted model, not a curated record
GUGUAUCCGCCGGCCAAUCCGCGCCAAAUUUGCCGACGGCUUCCUUUACUCCAUACACCAGCUCUACUCUACAGCAAUCCUAUAAGCACGGCAGCCCCUAAGCCCUAUGGGCCCGAGCCCAACGAGAAAUGCGCCUGAAAUUUAUGACGAAGCGAAAGGCCCCCGCGGAGGCACCAGCUGAAGGGCCCUCACCUGGCGAACCAUCGCAAAAUGAUAACUCCGGCCACCUUCGCAAAUCGACUGGCUCCAAGAUCAUCUCAAUACUUAGCGGCUUACGCCGUAGCCUGGACCAGAAGGCGAUAAGCGAGGCUGACAAGAUCGACUCGGCCGUGACCGCCGCACUCAAGACUGGCUCAUGCUCCGAGAAGUUGACCUGUGUGGCCCGGCUGCUCGCCGAACACAGCGCCAUCGAUUUUUGCGGGGUGUACCUGGUGCAUCCCUCCCAGGACACGUUUGGAGUGCUGGCGGCCGCGGGCGCCGGCGCCUCCCUGUUCCCGCCACUGCUUGGCUCGACGGCGGCUCAGCGCAGCCUGGCAGCUGCGGACGCGGGUGCGCCGCAGCGGCCCAACCCCUUCACACGCUGUGUGUUCAAAACCCGCACCAGUCGCUGGUGUGUGGGCGACGUGGCGGCGGCCGGGUCCUCGUGCGCAUAUGGCGUGAACAGCCACGGCCACGGCCCGGCAGGCGCAGCAGCCGCGCCCGGGCCGGUGUCCACCUAUGGCCCGCUGAUGGCGCACUCCAGCCAGCUCACGCACCUGCCCUCGCAGCCGCUGCAGCCGCAGCAGCGGGCGUCCUUGGACUCGCCCGCUGGCCGCCAGCACCAACAGCAGCAACAGCAGGCCGCGGCUGGGCCCGGCAGUAGCAAAGUGUUGUCCAGCUGGGGGUCCUCGUGGGGCUCCUCGGCGACAGCCACGCCCGCCGGUGCGGCCGCUGCAGGCGCUGCCGGCGCCGUCGCUGCCACCACACAGACCACCCAGACCUCGCUGUGUGGCGGCAGCGCGCAGUGCUCCACGUCCGGUGUUGCCGGCGGGGCUGCGGGCUCCCAUGCGGGUUCGGGCGCCUGCAGCUGCUGCUGCCCGCCCACGGACGCGGCCUGGCUGCUGCGCUCGGGUGCGCGCUGUGUGCUGGCGCUGCCAGUGCCACUUCCCGCCGCUAGCCGCAGCAGCCUGCUGCUGCCGAGUGGCAGUGCCGGCGGCAGCAGCAGCGGGGGCGUGUGCGGGCGCCUCAGCCACGGCCCAGGUACAGGCGCAGGCGGUCGUCGCAGCGGCAGUGGCGCCACGGCCACUGGGUCCACUGGCGCCCCCCAGCAGCUGACCGGCUGCGGCGACCUGGCUGCGGUGCUGGUGGUGGCGACGCGGCAUGGAACCUGGAACCAUGCUCUGUUGAGGCGGCUUGAGGAGGUCGCGCUGGUCCGACUGCCGCCCCUGGCCGUAACCGCAGUGGCCGAGCACGCCCGCAUCCUGGGCCACCCCGCGUUGUGCCCACAGCUAGCUGUGAACGUGCCCGGCCAUCUGGCGGCCGCCGCCCAAGCCGCCGCUGCCACCGCCGCCGCGGCGGCAACCGGCUACACCUCUGGCCUCGCAGCACCGGCGCAGCCCGAGCCGCAGCGGCGGUGCGCGGAUGAUGCCGAGGGUUCGCCUGACGGCGCGCAGGACCUUGCUCAGCCGCCCCCAGCUGCCCGGCCCGGCGAGGAGGCUGAGGCUGAGCUGUGUGAGUGGGCCAUGGACGUGCUGGGCGAGGUGCUGCAGCUGGACCGGCUGGUGGCCAACCGGGCCUCACAGGAGGCGGAUGAGCGAGAGGCGGCGAUAAGCCAGAUCGCGGCGGCGGCGGCGGCGGCGGCGGGUGGCAGUCCCGAGGUGGCGCCUGUGUCUGUGGCGGCCAUGGCAGCGGUGGCCUCCUCCGGCCCGCGCCACGUGGUCCCCACCGCCCGCAGCCACAACGGCACCAACGGCAUCAACGGCAGCACCAGCAGUGCUCACCGGCACUGCCGCCCGGCCGUGCAUGCGGCCCCCAGCGGCGCCGCCUCUAGCCAGGCGCUGCUGCUGGCCUCACUGGCGGCCACUGCCGCGGCGGCCGCGGCAGAGGCGUCCAACUCGGGCAUCGCCGGCGGCGGCACCGCCAACAGCAGCAGCGGCAGCGAAAACGGAGGCGAGUGCGCCGCCGCUGCCGGGCUCUACACGGCAGCUGGCGGCGUCAACUCGGGCCGGCUCCGGACCCGGCCCCACGGCUAUGUCCUGCCCCACCCCGUCACCCCAACCCCGUCUGCGUCCAGCUCCACGGCGGCUGUGCUGCAGCGCAUCAUCGACCUGCAGGUGCUCGCAGCUGCCGCCGCCGCUGCCGCCAGGUGCGGCGCCGCUGGCGCCGCCGCCGCCGCCGCGGUGACAACUGCCGCGGCCGCCGCUGUGGCGGGUGCGGGCAUGCGCCAGGGCGGCAGUGGCGGGCAGGUGGUGGUUCCGCCGGUGACGGCCGUCAAUGCCGCCUCCGCCGCCGCCUCCCUGGUGCUCAGUCUGGCGCAGCGGCAGCUGGUGGCACGUCUAGGUCAGCACCCGCACCCGCACCCGCACCUGGCCGCCGCAGGCCCCGCCCACUCCCAGGAGACGGGCGGCUCCAACAGCGAUGGCGUCGUCUACCCCGCCGCCGCCGCCGCCGCCGCCGCCGCGCGCUGCGCUCCCAACCUGCGCCCCACUGCGGAGCCGUCCCGCGCGGCCCUGCUGGCGGCUGCGCAGCUGGCCGAGUCCCUGCUGCUUGCCCACAACAACGCCAACAGCGCCCGCGCCGCCGCCUCGGCCGCCUCCCAGCCGCACCCACCCUUCCAGCUGCCGCCGCAGUGGCAGCAGCUGCCGCACCUGCACCACUGCUUCCAACAGGCCGCACUGGCAGCCGCAGAGGCAGCCGCCGCCGCCCAGGAGGCAGCCGCCGCCGGCACAGCCGCAGGCGCAGGCGCUGCCGCGGCCCCCGCGCCCCGCGGCUCCCCCGGUGUGGGGUUGCCGGCCUCGGCCUUGAGCGCCUCCUGGUCCAGUCCCGAGGAGGACGAGGAGAUGGACGGAGCCGCAGCAGCCCUGUCCCACACUGCACCCGCCUGCGCCCAGCACCCGCACCCGCACCCGCACCCGCAGCUGCCGGCCCUGCCCCUGCCCCUGCCCCUGGUCCACGGGCCGGCGCCCCCGGGCCCGAGCCUGACGCCCGCGCAGCAGCUGCAGCACGCGCUGUGGCAGCGCCAGCGCCUGCACGCAUUGGCGCAGGCGCAGGAGCGGGCGCUUCAGGCGCUGCAGGCGCCGCCGCUGACGGCGCCGUCCCAGCACCAGCCCCGCAUGCCCGGCUCGCAGCUGCAGGCGCAUGGGGAGGUCGGGAUGCAGGAGAUGGAGGUGCUGAUGCAGCCGCCCGGGGCAGCGCCACAGCCGCCACCACCGGCGCGGGGGCCGUGGGUUGCCGCCGCCAACGACUCCAGCGCCCCGCUGCCCCAAUGCGCCGCCGCCGCCGCCGCCGCCGCCGCCGCGGCCUCCCCGCUCAUCCCCUGCCUGCUGCAGCGCCCGGUCGGCGACAUCACCACUGAAGGUGGCAGCGCCGCCGCCUGCAGCGCCACCAGUGCUGCCGCCAGUUCCGCCGCUGCGCUGCUGGCUGCUGCUGCGGACUCCGGCCCCAUGCACGCGUCCUGCCCCGUCAGCCUGGGCCCCGCCCACGCCUAUGCCGCAGCCGCUGCGGCCUCAGGGCCCUCCGGGAUGUCGGAGGCGGGCGCGGCCGCGGGCACACACAGCGACGCGCCGCUCAUCACCGUGGUGCCCUACUGCUGCUGGCGCCAGGGGCUGCCCCUCAGACAGCCUCAAGCCGCCGCCGCCACCCCCCAAGUGGCCUCGCCCGUCGCGCCUUCCCCCGCCGCUGCUGCAGUCGCUACCGCCGCCUCCUCUGCCUCCGCCGCCCCCUCCCACCGCCGCUUCGCCCACACGCUCAGCCGCACGCUCAGCCUGUCCGCACUGGAGCUCCGGAGCCAGUCGCCGCCGCUCAUGUGCAGCGCCGGCACCGCAGCCACUGCCGGCGCCGCCACCACGGGCGGCACCACUGCCGGCGCUCCAGGGGACUCGGGCGGCUACGGCUCCGCCACGCAGCGGCCGUCGCUGCUGCUGCCCGCCGCCGCCGCAACCGCCUCACGCGCGGCGCAGGUGGUUCCGGACCCGCCCUCCUCGCCGUUGUGGCGGCUGGGCGCCAGCCGCAGCAGCAGCAGCGGCAGUGGUGGUGGUGGUGGGGACGGCGCCAGUCGCGGGCUGAGCGGCAGCGCCACUGAGGUGCGGGUGCUGGUGCUGCGCGGCCGCGGCGGGGGCGGGGCCGAGGGCCAGGCUCGUGAGUGGAGGAGUGAUGGCGAGGAGGGUCAGGAGGGCGGUGAGGAGGCGGGGAUGCUCACGCUCAUUGCAGGGGGCGACCGCAACGGCCCCCUGCGCCUGCAGCAGCCCUCGCAGCCGUUCCAGCAGCGGGCACUGGCACUGGACGCGGGCGGUCAGCCCUGCGCGCCUUUCGCUCCUGUGGGCCUGGACUCAGCCGGCCCGCUGCCGCCCAUUGUGGUCGUGCCUUGGGGAAGCACUCGCUCCCCUGCGGCCUCGGCAGCAGCACCAGCCGGCCCCUGCAGCAGCGGCGCGUAUGCGCGGCCGGCCGCCUGCCCGUCUGGCGGCGGCGGUGGCAGCGGCGACACAUUCAGUUGCCCGCCCCGCACUGGCGACUGUGGCGACUGGCCCCUCACCUCUGACACUGACAACAACGACAACAACACCAACGACAACGCUGACAACACACACAGCGGCGGUCGCAGGGGCCAGCGGGCUCUGGCUGGCCACACCACCGGCUACCCCCGCGCCUACCUGGCCGCGGGCGGCUGCAGCGCAAUGGGCGCCAUGGCCGGCGGCGGUGCCGACGGUGACGGCGACGGUGGCGGCGGCGGCACCUACCACCUGCCCCGCUUCCAGCCGCCGCACCCCCACCCGCACCAGCAGCACCAGCAGCCGCCGCCUCACCCGCCCCACGGCCUGCACCGGCUGGUGGUGGAGCGGCCCUCGGACGUGGCGGCGGCCCUGCGCGGCGUCAUCACCGCCGCCGAGGCCGCCACAGUCACCAGCGGCCACUGCGGCGGCGGCGGCCGGGAUGGCGGCGGCGCCGCCAGGCUCCGCCACCCCGCGGCGCGCGGCCCGGUGCAGCGCCACGAGCACCAGGGCCACAUUCAGGACUUGGACUCGGACCAGUCCCACCCCUGCCACCACCCGCACCACCCGCACCACACACAGCACCAGCACGCACAGCACCCCCAGCGCCCCUGCCGCAUGCAGCAGCCCGGCCUGCCCGCCGCGGACCGGCCUGCGGGCCUGCUGGAGCAGCAGCAGGCGCUGGCGGCGAUGCAGUGGAGCGGCCUGCUGCGGGGCCGGCCCGCCGCGACCCACACGCCCCAGCAGCCCCAGCAGCCCCAGGCGCCUCACGGGGCCCAGACCCUUCUGCCGCCCCAGCAGCAGCAGCAGCAGCUGCUGCUGUUGCCUCAGGGCGACUCGGGCCUGCAGGACGACAUCGAUGCGGCGGUGGCGGCGGAGCUGGAGGCCACACAGGUCAGCUGCAGGCGCGCCGGAGGCGGAGGCGGAGGCGGAGGCGGAGGCGGAGGCGGAGGCGGAGGCGGAGGCGGAGGCGGAGGCGGAGGCGGCCACUGGCCGGCCAGUGGCGAGCACGAGCGCGGCGCUUACGCGUACACACACAUGUACCAGUGCCCGGAGCCCUGUGACCAGGCCGCUGCGGUGCGGGUGUCUGGCUCCCAGGCAGCCGCGGCAUCGCCUCGCGCACAGCAGUCACCGGCCCAGGCCCAGUGCCAGCAGCCGCCGUGUAGCCCCGCCCUGUACAUGUCCGCCUCGGCGCUGGCCGCCGGCUUGCGCGGCUGCGGCCCCGCGCGCAGCAGCACCAGCGGCGGCAGCGGCAGUGGCGGCCGCCGCUCCUCCUCCCUGUCCGCCGCCGCUGCCUCCAUCCUGCGCGCUGCGGUGGGCGGUUCUGGACGUGAGGACGACGGCAGCCAGGGCGGCAGUGAUGGCGAGGGGGAGGGCGAGGGGGCCGAGGCCGCCUGCUCGCCCGCGCACCCCCACCACCGCCAGCGCUCGCAGCAGCCGCGGGUGUAGGUGUUGGUGUAGGUGUUGGCUGUGUAGGCGGCAAGCAGUCGUGAGGCGGAGGCGGCAUUGUGGAGGCCUGUGAGGAGGGACGCAACGUGCCUGAUGCGAUUGCGGCCGCAAAUAAUGGCGAGCUGCUGUGGAGCAGCAGGCGCAAAUACCGCCCCCAGCUCAUGUGCGGGGAUUCUCAGUCCCGUUUGUUGUAGGUGGCAAUUUUUGCCGGGGACUUUUGGCGGACUGACAUUUAUGCAUACAGAUUGAUCUUAUGGGCUACAGCCCUAGUGGCGACAGAGUUCAAUGGACGACGUGCAUUGCAUAUCCCUGCUGCGCGCAACAUUGCGUCCCGAGGUGUCUUGCACGUCCCGCGCGGGAAGCGGGGGGUGUUAGGAUGCAGGCGCACAGCUUGCGCGGGUGGGCUUGACAGUCCGCGGCACACAUUUCGUUUUUCACGAGCGGGUGUGGUUAGCAGGAAGCUGGGAAUUGGACGAGGUUGAUGACCUCUUUUUUUGCAUGGAGGCUUUUUAAUAAUAAUGCUGCGAAUGGCGAGGAUGGCAUUCACCAAUUAACAGGGUCCAGACACUUUGUGGUAUGCCAUUCCAUAGGUUGUUGCACACAGAAGAGCGCACAGAAGAAUCGGCGCUGGGAUGAAGACACUGCGUGUCGCCUCCUCACAUGGCGCCAGCCCUGCCUGUGGGUGGGGUCUACCGUACCAAAGCGUCAUACUGGCAGAAGGCCUUGAAGGCUUGAAGCAAGGUUUGGUUGGGGUUUUAGGGUUUAAUUGCUAGUUGGUUUCGAGAGGCGCUACUUGAGGGGCCGGUGCUGGCGGAUGCCAGUCGGCAGAGAGUUAUGGCUCCAGGGCGGAGAACGCGGCUGCUCGUCUUCGCAACUGCAUAAAAGCACUCUGUGGGCGGCACAGGCACUAGCUGUUGUCGCGCUUCGGGAAUCGGGCGAGAGGGUUGGAUGUUGGGGAGGCUUGACGCCGCCCAGACCAGGCGGUGAAGGGAAUGAUGAGAAGAAUUUAUGCGGCACCAAGUAAGGGGCUGGGGGCAGGAAGGCCGACGUUCGGCGCACCUGCGCCCCCUCUGCACCUAGGACUGCGGCUAGGUAGCAUCGCCAUGUCUGGGUCCUCCAAGCGUUUCUUGCUUGGGGACCACAAAGUAUGUGUACUUGUUGGCUGUGAGUCUUGUCAACGGAAGGCGUAUCGUAUGCUAGAGAUCACCUGUCUAGCAAGCUGUGAAGAAAAUGUGUCGGGCCUGCAUGCACGCACCUGCUGCAUACGGAAUGGUAGUAACGGAUGAGGACCACAUUUUUGACACGCACUGGUGCGGACUGGGUUCGGAUCCGUUCCGAUCCACCGAUGAAAGAGAUAGGUGGCGGUGGUGGACGAGGCAAGGCGAGGCGUGACGGCGCCGUGACAAUUGGCGGCCGGGUGGAGGUGAGGGAUGGCGGCCCCUGCUGCCAUGUUGGUUGACGGCGGCCGCUGCUGCCCUGUCGUUGAUGGCGGCCGCUGCCGGUGGAGGCCGUGGUGGUGGUGGCCGACUGACCAGGGUCACGUGGCAGGCAUUAAAGAUAUGCGUGUCAUACAUCCACUAAUUGCUACAGUUGUCGCGUUCAUGGCCGUGCACACCGAUUAGCAAUGCAGCUGUAGCGGUAUGGGCUGAGGCACCGCAUCCAUGUGUAUGGCAACGACGCCACGAGGCGGCUCAAUGGGUGGCGUGGUCGCCUGCUGAGUGGUCGGUUGGUCUGCACGAGCAUCGGGGGGGGAGAGCAGGGCGGGCCGUUGUCGUGGAUGUGGCUGUUUCACCCUCUGACAUCCUGGCUGUGAGCUGGCACGAGGCACAUGAAUGCGUUGUUGCAUUCUGACGUUGGCAGGUGACACAUGCCGGAUUGCCGUGAUGACACUGGACACUGGCGGCAUGGCUGUAACGGGUGUUGUUG